ACUUCAGCUUUUCUUUUUUCGUCAGGGUCUCCAUUUCGCUCUUCGUCUCCACUUCGCAGUGAGAUCUCUGGAAAGCGGGAUUCCGCAGUUUCAAUCUUAUCGGCGAAUUUUCUCCGGCAGAGUUCAUCGAGUCAACAUGAGUCGUCCGAUGGAAGAGGAUACCAACGGAAAGAACGAGGAGGAGGAAUUCAACACUGGACCACUCUCUGUUCUGAUGAUGAGCGUUAAAAACAACACCCAGGUGUUAAUCAACUGCCGGAACAACAGGAAACUUCUUGGGCGAGUAAGGGCGUUUGACAGACAUUGCAACAUGGUUCUUGAGAAUGUCAGAGAAAUGUGGACUGAGGUUCCAAAGACAGGAAAAGGAAAGAAGAAGGCCCUUCCUGUCAACAGGGAUAGGUUCAUCAGCAAGAUGUUUCUCCGAGGAGACUCUGUGAUUAUUGUUCUCCGGAAUCCCAAGUAAAAGGCUAAGAGGUCAACACCUUUAUGGUUUUCACGGCAUGAGCUUCUGUAGGUAAGUGUGCUAAAUCGAGAAUUCUGUGUGACCGCAAAUGUUUUCAGACCCAGAAAUUGUCUAAGAGUGAGUUUCUGUUCUCGUGGAGUUUCAUUAA
Molecule: messenger RNA, 611 nt
Organism: Tarenaya hassleriana
Lineage: Eukaryota; Viridiplantae; Streptophyta; Magnoliopsida; Brassicales; Cleomaceae
Product: small nuclear ribonucleoprotein Sm D2-like
Exons: 6
Coding region: 137-463 (108 amino acids)
Biological process (GO): spliceosomal snRNP assembly; RNA splicing
Cellular component (GO): U5 snRNP; precatalytic spliceosome; U1 snRNP
Molecular function (GO): RNA binding
Source: RefSeq, a predicted model, not a curated record